GCAGAAAUCAUUAAUACGGACGCGUUGGCCCUUGUUAUACUCGUACCAUCCUGUCAUGACUUUGUCCAUCUUUCCCUGUCUUGUAUUACUUGUUGGAUCCUGCAGCGGAUUUAUAUUUGGAUCAAAUGUGCAUCCCUGGGACGGAUUGAAAGUGACUUGGGGUAUAAACCCUUUCAAUAGUAUCAACUUUGCUGACAUGCCCAGAACAGAGGCCGAGGCCGAACAGAGUGGAUUUACAAUAAUAUCAGGUUGUGAACAUGAAAAUUUUCUUGGAAAGAGAUACAUGAAAGACAAUGACCCUGCUGUCAUCCUUAUUUAUGACGUCAACGGCUACAUUGCUGGUAUCCAAGCCGGGAUACCCACAACUCUGAGUAAUGGUUAUCCAUCCUUAGAACUUCAGAAACAUCCAUUUGUCAGAGAUUUUGACAAGCAUUACAUUACAGCUUACUUUGUGUCACCAGAUUUGAUAUGUACACGUGGGCGCACUUCCAGUGAGGUUAGUACCCAGGGUACAGGGACCGAUCUGUACAUACAAAAUAGUACUAACCCAAUGGAGUCUAUAAAAAUACCCCACCAGGAGGCCGACAUUGGAUCGACAAAAUGGGUCAAAGGUCACUGCUUUCCGGCUAUGGGUGUUCAUUAUUGGUACGACAUUUCUCUCGACAUGUCAUGUGAUCAACUUUUCCCUGUGUUCCUUCUAUAUAAUGGAGGAGUCUUGAAUGCGUUUGGAUGGGCUUUUAAGGCAGAGCUUCCAUCACCAAGAUACGAACAUCUUUCCCAAUCAACGUUCAAAGCUUUCAUGCAAGUCAAACCUAGUUGUCUUGACCAAUCAGGGACGCUUUCCACACUUCAUAUUUACCUUAAUGGACGUCCACAGACUGACUUUCUCUGCGAUUAAAUUUUUCUCUCGUGUAUUUCAUACCGUAUUUAGUUUCAGUUUGUAAAUAAGUAAGACCAUUACAACACUUCAAAAUAAAGAAAUCAAGGAAU
This is a messenger RNA of Saccostrea cuccullata (small rock oyster), 990 nucleotides long. RefSeq lists its product as uncharacterized. Bases 56 to 898 code for a protein of 280 amino acids. NCBI's taxonomy places the organism in Eukaryota, Metazoa, Mollusca, Bivalvia, Ostreida, Ostreidae. The transcript is spliced from 8 exons. The record is from RefSeq and is a predicted model, not a curated record.